AUGAAUAGGCCUCUAAAUCCCAUUGACCCUCCCGACGAGCAGAAAAACGGGACUCUAUGCUGGAACAGCAUCCCUGACCCCCUUCAUCCAACUCGGAUUCGCGGUCAGAGUCCUGUCAAGCCUGACGAGCUGAGGUUGGCAGUCAUUUCGGUUGUGGGGAGACACAUUGUUGGCAUCUUCUUCUGCGAUCGAUCUCGAGACCGGUUCUCAGAAGGGGUAGUCGGGGAAGAGGCAGACGAAGCGAUUGCGGCUCUUUGGCUUUUAACCCCUUCAUGCGAUGGCUUGCUUUGUGUCUUUUCCGAGAGCCUAAAAAGUCCUGGAAGUGGGGGUUACUUUCUUGUGCUCAGGCACACAAUCCUCCUCGCCUGUCUGGCCUGUUCUACACACCCUCAGGGUCAUGUAACAUGA
This is a messenger RNA of Protopolystoma xenopodis, 408 nucleotides long. Lineage: Eukaryota; Metazoa; Platyhelminthes; Monogenea; Polystomatidea; Polystomatidae. The record is from the annotation of a GenBank genome assembly.